CACAUACACGCACAUACACACGCGAGCGCACACGCCGGGAACAGGCGCGCGACUGUAUUACUAUAACGCUCCCCGAGGAGGUCUGCUUUAUUCGACUAUAAAUGGUGCUGAGUAGCUACGAGCCAGGAACUCUGUGCUGGGCAAAACUGAAAGGCUACCCUUGGUGGCCCUCACGGGUAAAGCGGGAGGCCGAUCUGUCCGACGAGGUGAUCGACAGCAAACCACGGAGCGGGCGCUUCUACCCGGUCCUCUUUUACGGCUCCUUGGACUACGCCUGGAUUACCCCAGAGAACCUAGAACCCUACGACCAGAACCUGGCAAAGUAUGGCAGCAAGGCGAAGAACCGGAAAGACCCCUCGUUUGCCGAUGCGCUGAAGCAGGCGCAGGACCCGUCGCUCGCAGAGGAAAUCAUGCGGCGCAGCGCGGCCAUCAACGCCACUGAUAGCGACGAGGACGAAGACGAAGACGCGGAGAUGGCCUCGGCCGACGAGACCGAGUUGCGGCGGUCCGCGAAGCGCAAGCAAUCCACCACCAGCCGAGCCCGGCGAAACUCGACGUCGAAGCGGGCAGCGUCAGGGACCAAGCGGUCCAGCGCAGCCACCAGCGCCGCUGCUGGUGGCAAUAUGGAGGCCGUGUCUGACGCCGAAGACGACGCUGCCGCAGCCAUGUCAACACCAAAGCGGCCGCGCACGUCAUCACGGGCCACGUCAAAGAUUGGAAGCGAGUCGCCCAUGGACACCAGCAACGGCAACGGCAGCAGCGACCACGACGACACAAAGCACUCGCCGAGCUCGCGCCAGACGCCCGAGCCCCAUGGCGGCUCCCGGAAUCGGUCGGGCAGCCACUCGGCGUCGAAGGAAGAUGGCAGAUCGGACCGGAGCGGUAAGGGCCAUCCGCGGGCAAAGGAGCGUGGCAAGGCGUACCACCUGCUGAUGCAGCUGCGACACCGGCUGCAAAAGACAAUCAUCAAGGGGUCGGUCCCGGACGAUCUGUCGCAGGUGAACGAGGUGUUUAAGAAGCUAGAGGACUUUGACAUGACGCUGGAGCUGAUCCAGGAGACGAAGAUGGGCAAGGUGAUGCGCAUUAUCGGCGGGUCCGACCGGCUGCCCGACGCGCCAGAGGACAAGUACGAUUUCAAGGGCCGCGCGCGGCGGCUAGCAGAGAAGUGGCGGCAGCUGAUAGUCAAGCGGCGCGAGGGCUCGCUGGAGCCGAGCGCUCCAGAGUCGCCAUCGCCUGUGAGGAAAACAUCGGCGCCAGUGUCGGAGCUGGGCGGGGCAGGAGAAGAGCCCAGAAAGACGGCGGAGAAGACUUCAAACUUGGAGGCAGCUGCGGCGCCCGAGGCUCGUGACCCCAAGGCAGAUGAUGCUGAGCCAUCUGCCAGCGCAGUGGCAGCCACCAAUGGCUCAUCAUAAGAGCUGCAUGCGCAGCAUUCCUCCACCCGCCCUCACAGUGAAAUAGAACUUUUUUGGUGCCUCCCUCUAUCUUUGACAGAAAAAUAGUUGUUUUUGAAGCUAGGAGGUGAAAGUCCCGCGCUCACGAUGCAGACUCGCCUCUACACGAGUCCACCGCUGCUU
Messenger RNA from Linderina pennispora, 1574 nucleotides. RefSeq names its product Tudor/PWWP/MBT. The coding region runs from base 102 to 1412 and encodes 436 amino acids. The record is from RefSeq and is a predicted model, not a curated record. Gene Ontology annotation, molecular function: oxidoreductase activity, acting on the CH-OH group of donors, NAD or NADP as acceptor. The transcript has 3 exons. NCBI's taxonomy places the organism in Eukaryota, Fungi, Kickxellomycota, Kickxellomycetes, Kickxellales, Kickxellaceae.